CGCAGUGGACGAACAGCGGCGCGCCUCUCUACUUCUCGCUGCGCACCGCCUCGAGCGGCGGCCGAGGGGCGGGCAGAUCUCACCGCGCGAUUACAUUUACCAGCAGGUUGGGAUAAUACGGCGAUUUUUGAACUUUAAUAUCUCGAUAACUAUUCUUCCAAGUACAAAAUGGUAGAGGACUUUUCUGUUUGUCUUCUCUCUUUCCAUGAAUGGCGGUCAAAAAGUUGCGGAGCACCUUGUAUAUAUCAUGUUUAGCAUUUGAUGAUUGGGAUUUAGACUUUUAUACAGAUUUAUUUCUCCAAAAAUUAAAACGGAAUCCAACUAGUGUAGAAUGUUUUGAUCUUGCUCAAUCUAAUAGUGAACAUAGUCGUCACUGGUUCUUUAAAGGACGUAUUAUUUUGGAUGGCAAAGAAGAAAAACAAUCCCUAAUUGACAUGAUUAUGGAUACGCAGAAUUAUUCUAACCCAAACAAUAUAAUUAAAUUCAGUGAUAAUAGCAGCGCAAUAGAAGGAUUUAAAAUUCCUGUAUUACGUCCUACUAAAUCUCAAGAGUGCAGUAACUUUCACUUGGAAGACAUCAAACAGCAUCUUAUUUUUACAGCAGAAACGCAUAACUUUCCAACCGGUGUAGCACCUUUCAGGUAUGUUUAAAUUAAAUACAAUAAAAG
Molecule: messenger RNA, 667 nt
Organism: Vollenhovia emeryi
Lineage: Eukaryota; Metazoa; Arthropoda; Insecta; Hymenoptera; Formicidae
Product: phosphoribosylformylglycinamidine synthase-like
Exons: 2
Coding region: 210-650 (146 amino acids)
Source: RefSeq, a predicted model, not a curated record